AUGACCGAAUCCGAGCCCGCUGUGGAGGUCUACAUCCACGGCAUCAGACUAUCUGUGAAGAAAGCACAGCUAGAAACGGAACUCGCCUCCAUCUUACACCGCCCACCCUUUGCUUCAUUCUCUAAUGUUCUGGGGCCUGUUAACUUCGUUGUCUAUCUUUUCAAGGAUAAACAACACCGUGGUCGUCCUCACGCUGGCCGAGGGUCUCUGACUCUCCGCCGUGAGGUCGCUAAUUUAUUCCUCCAAGAAUACGGAGAUCGGUCCGACUCCCCGCCGAGCAAAGCCAUCUACAUUGCAGGGGGUCGGCUUCGUUUCUCGGAAUCGCGGUCAAAACCACGACCAGAGAUCGUCGACCGUGUGUUGCGCUUUCCUUACACUGAUCCUGCUGUGUCAGCACAGAAGGAGCAGGCUACUGCCAUAUUCCAGUCAGAAAGUGUAUCUGUGAAUAUGUGCCAAUUUGGUUGGUACUGUCGCGACGCUGUUUUCUCUGUUGAGUGGGAAGCUGAAAUCGUCGGUUCCCUUCGGAUAAACGAGGAACGGCGAGAGUUUCGACUUGAGAUCAAUCGGGGAGCUGAGUUCCAAUUUGUGGCGAUUCGGUUCUCCAAGAUAAUCCAUGUCUCAACGUAUUUCGAAUUUUCUGCGGGAGCUCUCCCUGUUAUCUUCCUCGGCCUGUCUGACCCUCCAACCUUCGAAUCGGUUGAAGCGGGAAGCAAGAACGACCCCCGUGCUCGCCGCCGCCGCCUGUCACAUCUUGAUAUUAACGACCACGAGCGAGUUGCUGCAUUUACCUCACUCCAUCUCCGCCUUGUCUGCAAGACUGCACAAGAUCUUGCCUCUUUCAGGCAUCUCACCGAAACUGCUAAUAUCCACAAUGUAGACAACGUCGAAAUCCGCAUCGAGCGACGCGGACUAUUUGCUCCUACAGCCAUGCGUCAGCUGACCCGAGAAAUAGCACGGCUACGAUGGUCUGUCGCAUUCCAGCUCGAAGCUCUCUGGCGCAACUCCAAUCUCGAUACUCUGGAGCUUUUUGCGUCUCAUCCCUCUCAGUUUUUACGUCAUUUCGGGAAUAAAGCUCGCUACUGGACCUUUUAUGAUUCGGGAGUGCUAACAGUGGAAGAUUUCUUUUUCAAGGAGCACGCUAAAUAUUUAAAGAUGAUAGCCCAAGCGAUACGUCCCCCGGACAAUAGCACAUUUGAGUCGUUGCAUGUCUACGUUACUCCCACCAGCAUCUUGCUGGACGGUCCUUUUCCCGAGGUAUCCAACCGCGUCAUCCGAAGCUUCGACGUCAAAUACCACGAAUCGUUCCUUCGAGUCAGCUUCAGCGACGAAGGGAAAAUGCAGUAUCGAUUCGAUCGCGAGUUGGACUGCGUCGCAUUCACCCAUCGGCGGGUCGGUGCAUUCUUGAAGAAAGGACUGCAAGUCGCGAGUAGAAGCUUCGACUUUCUCGCUUACUCUCAGUCUGCUCUGAAGGAGCAUGCUGUCUGGCAUUCACCUCUACAGCUUCCACGACAGUGGAAGUCGAAGAAAAUCAUUCACCUGGACGAUAUAUCGACAGCUUCUGGCAAAUACCAUUUCACUGAUGGUGUGGGAACCAUGAGCCUGGAACUGGCGAAGGAUAUUUGGACCCAACUUUCCGCUACGCGGCGGAAAAGAAAAACAAAAUUUAUUCCGCGGGCCUAUCAAGUACGUUUCCAAGGCUGCAAGGGAAUGCUCUCGGUGGACUACAAGCUCAAAGGGCAUGUUGUGUGUUUGCGGCCUUCCAUGAUUAAAUUCAGCGCACCACACACCCGGGUCGUGGAAAUUGCCAGAGCCUUCGAUAGGCCUGGUGUCUACUACUUGAAUCGCCCAUUGAUCAUGAUUAUGGAAGGUUUGGGUGUCGACUACAAGGUUUUCAAGAAAUAUCAAGACAAAGCCGUGAAGAAUGCCGAAGAAUCGACAACUUCACUCAAAAAAUUUGCAGAAAUACUGGAGAUUCACGGACUCGGUGCCUCGUUCAAGAUACCGUCUAUAUUGAACAGUCUACUUCAACUCGAGGUCCACUCCCUCAAGGGGCUCAACUUUUAUCAAAAAAUGCUCGAGUUCGCAAAGCAUCAUAUACUGCGCCUAUUGAAGACAAAGGCCCGCAUUCCGAUUCCACACGCAGUAACAGUUGUCGGCGUUGCAGACGUUCACAAGUAUCUCAAACAAGGCGAAGUAUUCGUCUGCACUCGUGCUCUUGAGAGCAACAAACUUGAGUACAUCCAAGGCAAUAUUAUCAUCUCCCGAUCGCCUACCAUCCACCCUGGGGAUGUUCAGGUGGUCAAAGCUAUUGGCAAACCACCUCCGGGGUCUCCCUUUGACCACGAGCCACUUCCGAAUACCGUUGUUUUCUCUGUUUUAGGUAUGUCUCGUGCGCAGUUACCCGAGCCAACUGACCAAUUGAGCCAGGCGAUAGGCCAUUGGCGUCAUGUCUGGGAGGUGGGUAAGUCGUUUUUAUCCAUCAGCACGCUUCCAGCUAACACUUUCUUUCGUGAUUGCGAUGGUGAUACCUUCAACAUCAUCCCUUUGUCAAAACUCCCAGAGUUCCGACCGCGAAAACUUUACAAGGCUGCAGAAUACGCGCCAGCGGAAAAGAAACUCGUUGACGGAAUCAGCACGAUGGACGAUGUUGCGGAUUUUGUGAUCGACUAUAUCAAUAGUGACGCUCUGGGAAUCGUCGCGACAAACUGGUUACUCAUCGCCGAUCAAACUGAGGAGGGCAUCUUCCACCCGGACUGCUUGAACCUCGCCAAUCUGCAUUCAACAGCAGUUGAUUACCCGAAAACCGGAAUGCCUGUACCCAUAGAUUUGAUUCCCAAACCACCUUCCAAAUCGAUGCCAGACUGGCAUGCCCCAGAGAUUACCGCCAACUCGAAGGACCAUUACCCUAGUCAACGUGCCAUCGGAAAGCUUUUCAGAGAUAUCAAGCUGACCGACAUACGACCGCAAAUGUCUAGCUUCGAUAGGCAGUUAAUCAAGGAGGGUAAAAUGCAGGCCCCGGACGUUGCCGAUCUAGCGGAGACGCUGGAUAGCAUGACUGUUGAAAACAACCCACUGGUUCGAAUAAUCGAAGAUCGAGUUUCCGACUUCAUUUCUGUGGACGAAUACCCAGGGGACUGGACACUGCACAUCGCAGAAAUUUUCAAGCAAUAUUCGUCUGAGCUCCAAGGUCUCUGCAUCAAUCACACUCUUUCUCAUGCAAAAGCAGCACUGCUCUCCGAAGUAGAAGCUGUGGUUGGUACAAUCAUUGCCAAGACAUCUCAACCGCGCAAGCGCGCCGAUUUAAUGGCGUCGUUGCGUGAAAAGACCGACUUUUUGGUACGCGGGGUCAAGGAGGAAAUCCUGGGAGAUGCCGAAUUAUUUGAGUGGGAAGAUUCGCUGUUGCGAGCAUGGCUGGCAUUCAAGCUCGCAGUAGCUGAACAAGAGAACGGGGAAUUCGGCUCACAAAGCUUCAUGUGGGUUGCUUUAGGCACCAUAUUCGAGGUGUUGAAGGAGAUGGAAGGCGAGUAG
Molecule: messenger RNA, 3528 nt
Organism: Mycena indigotica
Lineage: Eukaryota; Fungi; Basidiomycota; Agaricomycetes; Agaricales; Mycenaceae
Product: RNA-dependent RNA polymerase
Exons: 12
Coding region: 1-3528 (1175 amino acids)
Biological process (GO): siRNA processing
Cellular component (GO): nuclear RNA-directed RNA polymerase complex
Molecular function (GO): RNA-directed RNA polymerase activity
Source: RefSeq, a predicted model, not a curated record